Cavenderia fasciculata is the source of this 654-nucleotide messenger RNA. RefSeq lists its product as uncharacterized. The transcript has 3 exons. Bases 1 to 654 code for a protein of 217 amino acids. The record is from RefSeq and is a predicted model, not a curated record. Lineage: Eukaryota; Evosea; Eumycetozoa; Acytosteliales; Cavenderiaceae. Gene Ontology annotation, cellular component: nucleus; elongin complex. Gene Ontology annotation, biological process: transcription elongation by RNA polymerase II.
AUGAUGAUGUCGUCACAAGAGAAUGCAGAGCAAUAUGAAAGUCUAGGUUUAAAGGAUCUUAAUCGAUUAAAUAAUGAUUUAUUAUUAAGAGUUGUACAGAAAUGUUCACCUAAUCAACUGAUGAGUGUAGAAAAUAGAUUGGCAUCGACAGGUAGAAGAUUAGAUACUAAUGAGUUGUGGCAUAAACAUGUUAUACAAACAUUCCCAAACUCUGAAUCGAUGAAUAUAUUUGGUGACUCUUGGAAACAAUUGUAUGCAGAUCUUGAAAAGAAGAAUCAAGAACGUCAAUUAAAGGUUGGCAUGAGACUACGUGAGAAAUAUGAUAAUAGUAAUAUUGAAAAGAAAUCAAAACAGAUAAAGGUUAUUGAUCCAAGAGCAAGACCUGUUCCUAGAAAGUUUACAUCCUCACCAACUACUUCAAGGACCUAUACCAGUUCCUCUUCAUCUUCGUCAUCUCCAAGAUCUUCUUCUUCUUCUUCUUCUUCAUAUUCUUCUUCUAGUACUUCAUCAUCGUCAAACUCAAAUGCUGGUAUAAAGGCACGUCUUAAUGAUGCCAAACCAUCUGGUAGAUUAAUGGCAAAAGUUUUAAAGGAACAUAAAAAGAGUGGACCAAAACCACAAGGCAACGUUAAAGUUACAUUAUUUAAACAAUAA